Molecule: messenger RNA, 1457 nt
Organism: Mya arenaria
Lineage: Eukaryota; Metazoa; Mollusca; Bivalvia; Myida; Myidae
Exons: 2
Coding region: 57-1457 (466 amino acids)
Biological process (GO): mannosyl-inositol phosphorylceramide biosynthetic process
Molecular function (GO): mannosyltransferase activity
Source: RefSeq, a predicted model, not a curated record
CUCGAUCGCUAUAAGGACAUGUCGUUAUAUUAGCUUGCUAACUAACACCUAUUAUUAUGAAAGUAAAGGUAUUUGCUCUUAUUUUGGGUUCACUGUGGACUGGUAUGAUGUUGUUGUUUUUCGGUAAAUUCGCGAUAGAUAUGAAGUUCAAUCCUCCGCCAACCAGCGAUACGCUUGUCGGAAUUCCCGGAAUGGUACGAACAUUCAUUCCAGUGACAUCAUCUUCUCCAAAGAAGGGUCCAGGCAACACAGCAGAUUCUCUUACACAUCGAUCUGAUUUCAAAGUUGGCGGCAAAACAGACGGUUAUAACAAUAAAAAGAAACCAGAGGGGUACACAACUAAAGUUAUAGAAACCUUAGACGAAGAUUCGCUGCUGAACGAACCCAAUAGAAAUCCAACGUAUGUGCUCCGAAAUAACGCUUUGUGGCACCAAACAAACGUUAUGAUUGAUGAUUUACCGCUUGAAAUGGGAUUUCAGCCAGAAAUGGAUGAAGAAUUUCCAACGAUUCGAAACGGUAAACCGCGGAUACCUCACAAUAUUCACCAAAUGUGGAUAAAACAAGAUAAUGCCAGUUCCGGGGAAAAUACUUCAGACUUAUCGGUACCCGACACUUACGUGGAUAAUAUGCAGUCUUUUAUGCAGCAUAAUCCACACUGGACUUACUACUUUUGGACGAACAGCAUUGCUCGUCAGCUCAUAGCUUAUAAGCAUCCCUACUUACUUGAGUUCUUUGACAAUGCAACCGAGGCUGUUGUUAAGGCAGAUCUGACACGUUAUGUUGCCAUAUACGAGAUUGGGGGACUUUACGCUGAUUUGGACACAGCUUGUCUUAGACCACUGGAUAUUGUCACAAAGAAGUACUCUUGCAUGUUGGUGCUAGCCCCUUUUGAAAAUGCUGCCUGUAUGUCGAAUCGACCAUAUCAGAUUUGCAAUGGAGAGUUUUUCUGUAAGCCUAAACAUCCUUUCUUCAAACAAAUUCUACAAGAAAUUGGAAGAAAAAAGUUAAACGCCAAAAAUCAAUUUAUUAUUGGGCCAGGUUUUAUCACAGGUCAAUAUCGCAUCUACCAAAAUAUUAGCGAUAAAGAACAAUACAGAGUUGAUAUUCAUCAAAAUACCACAACGCCAUUUAUGUACAAAGGUGCACUGCCAGACACGGACGAGGCUGGAAUAUAUAUUCCAAACACAAGAUACUUUCUUGACCAGCCGCACCCAAUUUUGAAAGUCGGUGUAAGAAAACGGUGCAGCAAUGUGACUGCUCAUAACUCUCUUGUGAAGAGAAUGUGUGCAAUUGUUGAAAAACGAGGCUUUGUCAGAGAGCCGGGGCCCUUUACAUUUCUAACUCACGCUUAUUCCUAUUCGUUCAGUAAAGUUAACCAAAAUAAGAAUAAAACAUACGUUCUUGUCCGUGAUAUCAUUCCAAGUUUUAUUACCUAUAGAAUAAAGAGAGACUUAUAA